CAGUCCAAAUAUAGUUUAAUUGGUCAGUGGCAACGUGGUCAGAUCCAUAUGUUUUCGUCCACGGUGCACACUUUUUAAAAAUAAAAAAACUCAAAAUCCAUUUUUUGACCUCACUGGUGAAUAGUAAAAACGGCACUAAAAAUGAGUGAAGUUGUGUGUAACGGUGUUUCCAAACUAAAUGUUAAAUCAAAAAAGACAAAAAUGGGUGACAAAGGCGACAGUAAACCCUUACCUGCUUUCAUCGACCAUCGAGAGCAAAUGUGGGUGAAACUAAAAGCCCAGUACGAAGAGGAACUAAAAAAUAAAUCACAAACACCGAUUAAGGUCACCCUUCCCGAUGGUAAACAAGUGGACGCGCUCGCUUGGAAAACCACCCCUUACGAUAUCGCCAAAUCCAUCAGUCGAGGAUUAGCAGAAAGUACCGUCAUCUCAAAAAUUGAUGGCGUACUCUGGGACAUAGAAAGACCCCUAGAAGGCGACUGCAAGCUGGAACUGCUCAAGUUUGAUAAUCCGGAGGCAAAAGCGGUAUUCUGGCACUCGUCUGCGCACGUUUUGGGCGAAUCAUUAGAAAGAGUAUACGAAGGAUUUCUAUGUUACGGUCCGCCCAUUGAAAACGGUUUUUACUACGACAUGUUUAUUAACGACAAAGGGAUUUCGACCACCGACUUUCCCAACAUUGAAACUGUUGCCAAAUCUAUCACAAAAGAGCAGCAGCCGUUUGAGAGGUUGGAGAUGAAAAAGGAAGAUCUUUUGGAGAUGUUUAAAUACAAUCCGUUUAAGUUGCGAAUUCUAAACGAGAAGGUUACCACUCCGACCACCACCGUAUACAAAUGCGGUACUCUCAUUGACGUUUGUCGAGGUCCACAUGUCCGUCACACCGGUAAUGUAAAGGCGUUUAAAUUGACUAAGAACUCGUCUACCUAUUGGGAGGGUAAAUCGGACGCUGAAACUCUACAACGAGUCUAUGGCAUCAGUUUCCCCGAUUCGAAGCAACUUGCAGAAUGGGAGCAUUUUCAAGAGGAAGCAGCUAAAAGAGAUCAUAGAAAAAUUGGGAAGGAGCAAGAAUUGUUCUUCUUCCACGAGCUGUCGCCAGGUUCGUGCUUCUUCCAACCCCGCGGGGCGCACAUUUACAAUACCUUGAUUAACUUUGUAAAGGAGAUCUACAGGGAUAGGAAAUAUUUAGAAGUUGUUAGUCCGAAUAUGUUCAACUCGAAACUUUGGCAGGUCUCAGGGCAUUGGGCCCAUUACGCUGAAAAUAUGUUUUCGUUUGAUGUUGAAAAGGACAAGUUUGCCUUGAAACCGAUGAACUGUCCCGGCCAUUGUUUAAUAUUUGACAACCGCGUACGGUCGUGGAGAGAACUGCCGUUCCGGUGCACCGAAUUCGGAAUCGUGCACAGAAAUGAACUCUCGGGCGCCUUAACUGGCUUGACCCGCGUCCGUCGCUUCCAGCAGGACGAUGGGCAUAUAUUCUGCACUGCGGAACAAAUUCAAGAAGAAAUCACCGAGUCUUUAGAUUUCCUGAACUACAUGUACGGCACUUUCGGCUUCACGUUUAAUCUAGUCCUAUCGACGAGGCCCGAGAAAUAUCUCGGCGAUAUUGAAAUGUGGAAUCAAGCCGAGAAGGCCUUAGAAAACAGCUUGAAUGAAUUUGGUAAUUCGUGGACUUUAAAUCCUGGCGACGGUGCGUUUUACGGUCCAAAAAUCGAUAUAAUCGUUAUGGACGCUUUGAAACGAUCCCAUCAGUGCGGAACCAUUCAGCUGGACUUCCAGUUGCCUAUUCGAUUCAAUUUAUCAUACAUCAGUGAAUCUGGAGACAAGAAGAGGCCGGUCAUUAUACAUCGUGCAUUGCUAGGCUCGGUUGAGCGUAUAUUUGCCAUUCUCACCGAACAUUAUGCCGGCAAAUGGCCAUUUUGGCUAUCACCAAGGCAGGUCAUGAUUGUUCCCGUGGGUCCCGCGUAUGAUGACUAUGCCACGGAAGUUCAGGACAAAUUGUACAAGGCCGGUUUCAUGGUGGAAGUCGAUACUGAUCCCGGCGACACUAUGAAUAAAAAAAUCAGAAAUGCGCAAUUAGCUCAGUUUAAUUUUAUUCUUGUUGUCGGUGAGAUCGAGAAAGGUAGUGGAACCGUUAAUGUACGUACACGAGAUAAUGUCGUACACGGUGAAGUCCCAAUUGCGACCCUUAUAGAAAAAUUGAGUUUAUUGAAGAACAAACGUGUCCUUUCAGAGGAUUUCUAAACCUGUGCAUUCAUUCCUGUGUUUUAGUUAGAGGUUAUAGUUUUUAGUAAUUUAUUCUUAAAUUAAAAACUUGGCUGAAUUGCUUCUUUUCGUACAAACAAUAUACUGCAUUUUUGUCAAUAAACAUCUUAACAGGAAAAAAUUAA
Molecule: messenger RNA, 2381 nt
Organism: Photinus pyralis (common eastern firefly)
Lineage: Eukaryota; Metazoa; Arthropoda; Insecta; Coleoptera; Lampyridae
Product: threonine--tRNA ligase, cytoplasmic
Exons: 11
Coding region: 142-2235 (697 amino acids)
Biological process (GO): threonyl-tRNA aminoacylation
Cellular component (GO): cytoplasm
Molecular function (GO): threonine-tRNA ligase activity; ATP binding
Source: RefSeq, a predicted model, not a curated record